CCCUACCAACUAAACUACGAAACCAAAAUCCUAGCUUUCAUGGCUCCCAGGAAAAAGUCUGGUUCUUCAUCAGCGUCUAAGAAAUCAAAUCAGAACAACCACCAGUCCCAACCUUCCAAGUUUGGAAUCCAGCAUUUCUUCGAGCUUCACACUCAAAAUGCCUCUCAGGCCUCCAAAAACGUCCAAGCUUCACAAACAACCGAUCCGAAGAACCCAUCCCAGAGUACGCCUCCACCCAAUCUUCCGGCAGUUGCCGCUGCUACCAUCACUACUACCGAUGCAGCAAGCAAUGCUGAAGACCACUCAACCGUGGUUUCGCCGGAAAUUAACAAAUCGGGUUCAUACAAACGUUUCAAAUUUUCACCUGGAAUGUUAAUAAAACAGAGCCAGGAUGAUGGGGGUGAUGAAGUCACAUGGAGGAUUUCUCCAGUAAAUGAGAGGCUUCAGGCGAUGUCGAAGCAUUUGCCUGAGAUGAUGAAAGCCUUGGCAGAUGCUUCCAAGCUGAAUGAUUUGAAUUUUCGACGUUGUUCACAGAAACAGAGCCCUCCUAAUUCGGUCGGGAAGCUCGAGACAUGGCUUUCUUCACCCACAAUGAAGGACCCCGAAAGAUCUUUAGUAUUGUCAAGAAGGAUUUCUCUGAAAGCAAUUGAACCAGUACGGGGAGUGGAGUUCAAUGGAAGCUGUUCGGGUGCAGAUGACCUCAACAACUCCAAUGUGGUUAAACGGCACAGCCCUUUUAGGACUCCACCCUCUGUAUCGUGUUGCUCUGAUGGGUCUGCUAAUGGCAUUUUGUGUCAAGAAGCAUCUAAUCAACUUGGUUUGCGGCAACACAGAAAGGCGCUGCUUGAUCUUUUAGAUCAAGUGGAAGAUGUCAUUGCUGUCGAAGAUACAGUGGUGAAUGAGACAGACACAUAUUUGUUCAGAAAUCAAGAUAAAAUGGAAAGAGGGAUCACUGUUGAAUCUGAUACCAUGGUGAAGAAACAAGGAAAUUUUUCACAGCAAAGGGUCAAUAGAGGUUCUUCUGAUCUAAAUUUUCUUGUAUUGGAGGUUUGUGAAAAGCGCCAAACUGAUGAAUCAUUUUCUGCCCAAUGCUCUUUUAAGGUUGUUCGUUUACUGAAUGAGCAAACUGGGGAAGAGAGGGCUUUGCAUUUGCAUGAUGAGUGGUUUUACAGCAUUAUUGGACCUGGAGACACUAUAAAUUUGAUUGGAGAAUUUGAUAAUGAAGGGGAUUAUGUUGUGGACCAUGAAAAUAAUCUCAUCAUUGUUCAUCCGGACAUACUGGUUUCUGGAACUCGUGUUGCUGCUAGUUUCGGCUGCCCUAGGAGAUCUGUACUGGAUGAGAGGCUAAAGAGCAAUGAGCAUUCAGUUGCAGCUCUAAUUGGUACCUUGCUUCAUCAAAUUUUUCAGGCUGGACUUCUAAGAGAGUUACCUACAAAAGAUUUUUUGGAGGAAUAUGCAAGGACAGUGCUCCAGAAAAACAUUGACAGCUUGUAUGCAUGUGGAGUAAACGAGGACGAAAUACACAAAACACUGAUUGAUGCAAUUCCAAGAAUAUUAAAUUGGCUCCUUUGCUUUAUGGGUUUGAAGGAUUCAAAAAUACCUGAAGUUGAUUUUGGAUCAAAUAAUGGACAAAAAAAGGUUAAUGUAACUGAGGUGAUAGAUAUUGAAGAGAUGGCAUGGGCACCAAGAUAUGGUUUGAAAGGAAUGAUUGACGCUUCCAUACGAGUAAGAGUAGAUUCAAACAUCAAUGGAGCUGAUGAGAAAAUUAUGCCUUUAGAAUUUAAGACUGGGAAAGGAACUAGUGGUCAGUCUGCUAUGGAACAUUGCGCCCAGGUGAUCUUGUACACUCUUCUAAUGUCCGAGAGAUACCUGAAGCAUAUUGAUUCUGGUCUUCUUUACUAUCUCCAUACAGAUCAGACACAGGGAAUUGCGGUUCAAAGAUCUGACUUGAUUGGGCUAAUCAUGCGCCGAAAUGAACUUGCCAAUGAUAUUCUGAAGGCAUCAACAUUACAACAAUUACCUCCAAUGUUGCAGAGUCCAAACACAUGCAGAAGUUGUCGCCACCUCAAUGCUUGUACCAUCUAUCAUAAGGCACAUGGUGGGAACAGGGAGAGUAGUGGACUGGGUGAUUUGUUUGAUUCACAUGUUGAGCACUUAACCAGCAUCCACUUUGAUUUCCUUAGGCAAUGGGAACGGUUAAUUGACUUGGAAGCUAAAGUGACACAGGUUGCAAAGAACAAAAUCUGGCAGUCACAUAGCCUAAAGAGUGAAAAUUCUGCCAAUGGCCUUUCUUCAGUUAUCCUUGAUGCUUCAAAUAAACUCUCCCAAAAUGAGUAUCCUAAGGAUGGCCGGUACAUUUAUCGUUUUGUUCGUCAAGAUUUGCCUCAUCAUAAUAUAGAAACACAUGAUGUAGACACAAAUGAAGCUGGCUCUUCUCCAAUGAGCAAUCUGGAUUGCACACUUAGAAGUGGGGAUUAUGUGGUUCUCAGCACAGAGUCUGGGCAUGUAGCCAUUGCAAAUGGAGUCAUAACAGAUAUUAGUCGUGUCCAUGUUUCUGUUUCCUUUUCCAGACGCUUAAGGCUUCCAGGGAGCAAUCGUGCUUCAGAUAUAGGUGAUCUCCUUCAGACGGUUUGGCGUAUUGAUAAGGAUGAAGUUAUUACCUCCUAUGCAAUAAUGAGAUUCAACCUCAUACAACUGUUUUCCCAAAGUGCACAAGGUUCUCACCUAAGGAAGAUGAUUGUUGAUCUUGAGGCACCCAGGUUUGAUAGUGGAGGUAUAUUCAGUCAGGAUCCUGCAAUAUCUUAUGUACGGUCGGAGAAAAGUUUAAACAAUGAUCAGCGAAGAGCCAUCCAAAAGAUACUUACAGCAAAGGAUUAUGCUCUUAUUCUUGGAAUGCCUGGAACAGGCAAGACAUCCACUAUGGUGCAUGCUGUGAAGGCAUUGCUAAUGAGAGGUGCAUCUAUUUUGCUGACGUCAUAUACAAACUCAGCUGUUGAUAAUUUGCUUAUCAAAUUGAAAGCUCAGGGCAUUGAUUUUGUACGACUUGGAAGAUAUGAAGCUGUGCACGAGGAAGUUCGGGGACAUUGCCUUUCAGCAAUGGACAUACACACUGUGGAUGACAUUAAACUAAGAUUGGACCAAGUCAAUGUUGUAGCAGUGACUUGUUUGGGGAUAACCCAUCCUGUGCUUGCUAACAAGAGUUUUGACGUAUGCAUAAUGGAUGAAGCUGGACAGACUACCCUGCCUGUGUCUUUGGGGCCCUUGAUGUUUGCUUCAAAAUUUGUCCUUGUUGGAGACCAUUACCAGCUACCUCCACUUGUCCAAAGUGUUGAGGCUCGUGAAAAUGGAAUGGGGAUAAGCUUGUUUUGCAGGCUUUCAGAAGCACAUCCACAGGCAAUUUCAGCUUUGCAGUCCCAGUAUCGCAUGUGUGCUGGAAUAAUGGAACUAUCAAAUGCCCUAAUAUAUGGGAAUAGAUUGCGUUGUGGUUCCUCUGAAAUAGCGAAUGCCAAGCURAAGUUUUUAGGUGCAGAGCCUAUGACAUCAUGGCUGAAAGAGGUCUUGAAUCCAAGCAGAUCAGUUAUAUUUAUCAACACAGAUAUGUUACCUGCUUUGGAAACGAAAGAUCAAAAUGCUGUUAACAACCCUUUGGAAGCUUACAUUGUUGCAGAGGUCACUGAAGAACUAGUGAACAAAGGCAUUAUUGGGGAAGAUAUUGGUAUCAUCACUCUUUACAAUUCUCAGGCAAAUCUUAUCCGACGUGCUGUCUCUGCAACAUCUGUGGAGAUCCAUACCAUUGACAAAUAUCAGGGACGGGAUAAGGACUGCAUAUUGGUAUCCUUUGUAAGAUCUAGCGAAAAUCCAAGAUCCUGUAUAUCUUCACUUCUCGGAGACUGGCAUAGGAUCAAUGUAGCUCUAACACGUGCCAAGAAGAAGUUGAUUAUGGUGGGGUCAUGCAAAACUCUGUCAAAGGUUCCACUGUUGAAGCUUCUGAUAGAAAAGGUUGAUGAGCAAUCUGGCAUUUUGAGCGUCUCUAAGAAGGAUAUCAAUAAUUCACCUAAACUGAAGAGAUGCUCUCAUCCAAAUGGUGUACAAUAAUGCAUCAAACCCCCUUCACCAAUUUUGUAUAUUAAAAUUCUGUGAUUAUUUUUUUGUUCAAUUGGCAGUGUGCAAUAGUUCAUUGAUCUGCCUUUCUGCCAAAGGUUUUCUGAAAAUUUUGUAAUCAUUGUGUUUAAUUCAGAAAUGUAAAUAUGAUUAAGUGUUCAGUGA
Nelumbo nucifera (sacred lotus) is the source of this 4266-nucleotide messenger RNA. RefSeq names its product DNA replication helicase. Gene Ontology annotation, molecular function: single-stranded DNA helicase activity. NCBI's taxonomy places the organism in Eukaryota, Viridiplantae, Streptophyta, Magnoliopsida, Proteales, Nelumbonaceae. The record is from RefSeq and is a predicted model, not a curated record.